Molecule: messenger RNA, 4428 nt
Organism: Cryptotermes secundus
Lineage: Eukaryota; Metazoa; Arthropoda; Insecta; Blattodea; Kalotermitidae
Product: E3 ubiquitin-protein ligase TRIM33
Exons: 15
Coding region: 520-3921 (1133 amino acids)
Molecular function (GO): protein binding; zinc ion binding
Source: RefSeq, a predicted model, not a curated record
UAAACUUCUUCGAGGUAGGCCAUGAACCUACUCGGAAACAAUGAUGGAGGAAUCGAACGCGAAUGGAAGACUUUUCGAGCAGAAUAUCCGUUAAGCUGUUGCAAGAGAUUCGUAGUUUUUGGCGCUGUUACUAAUCAUCAAUUUUUGACUGAGAACAUUUAUUACGUUUUAGUAAUUUUGCUCGUGAGUUCAGGAGGCUAAUAAGCGGCGUAUUCAAACGAAUGCACCAAUACUCCUGUUUUAUUUCGCGUAGUGGGCGAGUCGAAAUUUUGACGUUCGUGAAUCCGUGAUUUCUCUUCGAUUUUUGGAUAGCAGAUAUACUGAAAUGGCCGGUCCAUGUAACUUUGUGUAUUAACUUACUAAUAAUGUAUUAUCAGAAAUAAAUAUUGAGAAGUGUGUGUUCUUUUUAAUAUGCUGUCGCUUUGAAGUUCUUCAAUCUUAGGCCAUGCCUUGAAUGGUUUUUUUAUUGCACGUAUGCGGAUCGAAUAUAUGUAAUAUAAGUGCGGGCAUCCCCUAGAAAUGGAGACUGAGGAACGGCAGGAAUUGCCUCCACCCCAAUCAGUUUUAAAACAGGAGGUUGAUGAAAUUGCAGUUGAAAACACUGAGCAACAUGUGGAGAGACCGGACAACGAAGUGAGUGAAGAUGCUGCCCCAAGCCCAACAACAGGGGAUGAACCACCAAACAGUCCAUGGAACUGUGUUAAAUGUAUAUUUUGCCAGCAUACAGUUACUGCUGGAGAUAGUCCAAAACUUUUAGAGUGUCUACAUACAGCUUGUACUUCAUGUGUGUCUUCUAAAUUAACUGAACAAAAUCAACUAGAUGGGGAGGUUGUAGAAAACAACGUAAUUGUAUGUACAGUUUGCCGAGUACACUGUCGUGCCAAGAACAUAAUAGAAAAUCAGUUUCUUCUGGAAGCUGGUAGUGAGGCAGAGAGUGUACAAAAUGAAUCCAAAACGUGUGACUUAAAGUGUACAAGCUGUCAAGUUGAAAAUGCUCUUGCUACUAGUUGGUGCGUUGAUUGUGCAGAAUACAUUUGUGAUGGCUGUGUUCAGGCACAUCAGAGGCUUAAAAUUACAAAGGAACACACCAUAAAACCAAAGGAGGAAGCAGAGCAAGAAAACCAUGCUUCAGCAAGCAAUAGUUCGCCCAAGAAUCUGUAUUGCUCCGUUCAUCGGCAGGAGAGUCUUUCUCUGUUUUGUGAAACGUGUGACAAACUGACAUGUCGGGAUUGUCAGCUUACUGACCACCGUGACCAUAAGUACAAAUUUAUCCAUGAGAUAGCAGAGGAAACAAAGAAUAUGAUAAGUGGGCUUUUAUCUGAAGUCAGCUACAAAAGAGUUCUCCUCACAAGUGCCAUGAAAGUCAUCGAUGAUCGACAGUCUCUCAUUUUAGAAAAGAAGAAGACACUGGUGAAAGAAAUUACUGCCAUGGUUGUGAAGUUGACAAAUACAAUCAAUACCCGAGGAAAACAGCUGGUUCUGCAGCUCACUGAAGUCUGUGAUGCCAAACAGAGAACUCUUAAGGAUAAAAAAGUUGCUUUGGAACAAUUAUCCAAUCUCACUGAUCAUUGUAUUGAUUUUGUUAACAAUGCACUAAACAAAGGCAGUGACAUGGCUUUACUUUAUAGCAAAAGGACUGUUACCCAUCACCUUCAAAGGAUCAAGAGUAGAAGAGCUGAUAUUCCAAAUCCUGAAAUACCAGUCAGGAUUUCAGUAGCUAUGGACAAAUUAAAUGAUCUUGUUAAAGUCGUGUCAAAUAUUGGUGGCAUUGUUGUUGAUGGUCGCAUCUACACCUCUCCUGGUGCCGCCUUAGCCUCAGGCCAACUACCUCCACCAUACCCUUAUCGUCAACAGCAGCAGCAACAGCAACAACAGCAGCAGCAACCACAACAACAACAACAACAACAACAGCAGCAGCAACAGCACAGCUUCCACUCAUAUUCCCACCAUUCUGGGACCCAAGUUCCAAGCCUUCCACCUCAACAGGGACAAGCAGUUCAUCCCUUACAACAAAACAGAGUAUCACCACAUCUACACCAACAGCCAAACAGCCGUGUAUCUCCUCAUCAAGCUUCAGCUCACCAGCAGUCAACUCAUCAGUCACAACAGCAGCAUCAAUUGCCACCCCCUUCUGCCGUUUGCCUGGUCGGUGGCCAAGUAUCCCGUAACCUGAAUGUACUCCGACAUGGAGCUCCUGGUUCCAUACAGCAGCAACAGCCACAGCAGGUUCACCAAUUAGGCAUGCUGCAUCAUCAACAGGUGACUUCUUCCACUCAUCCACAAACCAUUGGAGCUGAUGGGAUGAACACAAACCUCCGUGGGCUUCUUUCUCAUCACAACCCACAUGGCAUGUACACUGCUGCAAGUGGUCAGGUCAUCCGAGUUAACCUUUCUGGUCAGCCCCAGCAGAUGAAUAACGUUGUGACAUAUCGAUCAGCACCAGGAGUGCAGCAGUAUCCUGUCAGCCUAGCUCCACCUACCAUGUCCCGCUACUCAAAUCCUCAUCCAAGCCAACACCCUGCACAACAUGCAAAUCAGCUUUCUGGAACUCCUCAUCAACAACAGCAAUUAUACCAACUCCAGCAACAGCAACAACAGCAGCAACAGUCAAGAAUAUCACCUCAUGCUGUGAUGUUCAACAAUCCUGGUAUGAGACCAGCCCUGCAUGCAAGGGUACAAAGUCCACAGAGUUCAAACCAGCAAUCCCAGCCUCUUGCACAACCCAUGCAUCAAGGGGGAGGUGUACAAUGGCAUAUCCCUCAACAGUCAGCUGGUAUGGUAAAUGGAACAGGCCUACCACCGAACUCUUCCUCACAACAUCAUAGUGCAUCCCGUCCCCCACCCCUACCCCUUCCUGUAGAUGAGUCCUUUAAGAUAACUCUUAAACAUGUACCACAGCAACAACAGCAGUUAAUGCAAAGGGCAGCACCAGCUCCUGCUCCUAGCAUGGUUGUAGAUGCUGGAAACAAAAUGCCCGGCGGUCAUGUUACCUCAUCUGUAUCGAAGACUCCAAGUCCAAGCCAGGCAAGAGUUGAGGACCCGGAAAAAAGUCUUGAUAAAUUUUGUCAGGAAUCUGUUAAUGAUCUGAUGGCAACCAUUGCAAAGCUGGAUCGUAACGGCAUUGAAGUAGUUCCAGAAGGCCAGAAAGUUAUGGGGGCUGGUGAUUCACCAUUGGUGGACAGUUCAACAGGACUUGAUGAGGGUGCUGGCCCUUCUCACAUGUCUCUGCCACCACCUGUUACGAUGCUCAUAGAUGAACAUGCUAAGAAUGGAGGGGACACGCAGAAAGAUGACCCUAAUGAGGACUGGUGUGCGGUGUGCAUGGAUGGGGGGGAGUUAGUGUGCUGUGACAAAUGUCCGAAAGUAUUCCAUACAUACUGCCACAUCCCAAAUCUCAAGGCCAUUCCAGAGGAAAGUGAAACGUGGCAGUGUCUGCUGUGUACCAACCUUAAGGAAAUAAUUGAUGCUCCUCCCAGCCCAGCGGCAGAACGGAGAGGUCAAGGUUUGAGCCACCGGGAUCAGAAGUUGGCAGAGAGAAUUGUCCUAGAAUUAUACUGCCAGUAUGAACCAAGUCUGCACUUCAGAGAGACUGUUGGACCGGAGGUGAAGGAAUACCAUGAGAAGAUAAAGAAGCCAAUGUCAUUGGACAAAAUCCGGCGGAAGCUGGAUGUUAAUGAUAUGUGUCAUUACAGCAACUUGCAGGAACUUGUUAGUGAUGUCCGUCUCAUUUUCAGGAAUGCAUACACUUUUAACCUGAAAGAGAGUCAGAUUUAUCAGGAUGCUAGAACACUUGAAGAAUUCUUUGAACAUCUGUUAGAGAAAUGGCUGCCAGGCUAUGCAUAUGACUCUGCAUUACCUUCAGACGAUGAAUCUGACUCACCUCCCCAGAAGAAGUUUCGUCGAAUUGUCUUGCCUGAAUGACGUGAAUUGUGUGCUCCCAGCGGCAGUGGUGUGGGAGCAUCACAGCAUAAUGAAAGCAUCAACAAUACUGAAACUCUUGGAGAGAAACAAAAAAGUGGGCAAUAAGCUAAGUAGGUAGAACCUUCAGUGAGUACGAGAGAACUCUUGGUGUAUAAGUAAAGAACGAAACUGAAAUCCCUUCAUAUCAUAGCAUACACAUACACGCAGACACAUUACUAGCAUGCUCUUUCUACAGAAAUCUCAUGAUAUAUUAAUGUGUUUGUGUCCCUGUUUGUCUUCCUCUGGCAGGCCCCUACAGUCUGAUGUAAUGUUAUUUUACAUAGAAUUUCAUAGACAUGUAAGAAAGAGACAUUAAUAUGUUAUGUUGUAUAGUACCUGUGUUUUGAGGCUUUUUACCAGGGCUGUUGAAAAUUGUUUGAUCUAGGACUCCAGCUGUGCUUUUUUAUAUUUUGGCCAGUACACACUUGUACAACCUAGCAGUAACUUAGUGAAGGAUGAGAAUGGUGA